AUGAACAAGUUGUACCGGCGGCACUCCACGGCAGAGUUUCUGACGCACACGCAUCUCCACCGCAGCUCAGUCGCAGAGGUCCUCUCCUCUUCCUCCAACCGGCUGCUGGCUGCCAUCUCCGCCUCCGAUAUAUACGAGGGCUACCUGGUCUACGAGAAGUGGAGCACCCGGAGAGCCAGUGCCCAGUACACCAGAGUCGGGGAGCAGCUACGUCUGGUGAUCCCAGCACCUGUGCAGUGCUCAGUUGCCUGCGGGGGGCGCCUGUGCAAAUAUGAAAACCCCAUCAAGUGGACGGAGGAGGAGCAGGCAAUUAAAGGGUUAUACUCGUCCUGGAUCACCGAGAACAUUUUAGCAAUGGCACGCCCUUCCUCUGAAGCCAUACAGCAGCAUGCCAUUAUACAGCAGUUCAAGCAGCUGGGAAUCCAGAGUGUGUUUAACCUGCAGCUCCCAGGAGAACACGCGAGCUGCGGGCCCCCCCUGGAGCCUGGGAGUGGAUUCACUUACCUGCCAGAAGUGUUCAUGGAGAACAAGAUUUACUUCUAUAACUUCACAUGGAAGGACUACGGAGUGGCUUCUCUGGCAGCUGUGCUGGAUAUUGUGAAGGUCAUGGUGUUUGCACUGCAGGAGGGCAGGGUGGCUGUGCACUGUCACGCCGGUCUGGGCAGAACAGGGGUCCUCAUCGCAUGCUACCUGGUGUUUGUCACCAGAAUGAGUGCUGACAGAGCUAUCCUCUACAUCCGAGCCAAGAGGCCCAGCUCCAUCCAGACCAGGGGGCAGCUACUGUGCGUGCGGGAGUUUGACCACUUCCUCCAGCCUCUCUGGACCGUGUUCUCCUUGCGUGACUCGACUGCCCACCCCUUCACCCUCUCCCAGUACCUCACCUGGCAGCGCUACCUCCUUCACGGCUUGGAGGCACGAAGACUCAGGAACUUGCCAAAAAUCGUCUGCAUCAUCUGUAGGAUCCUAACGGGACUCUGCGAAAAUAAGAAAUGCAAAACACGGUCUUCAGCACAACAAUGCAGCCUGCAGGCUUUAUCCAGGGAGAUAACCGAGACUCUGUCUAUGUUAUCUGAAAGUGACGUGAUAACUGUGGCAGGGGUAGAUCAGGUGUUGACUCCCACUACCAUUUCACUGGUCUCCUCUUUUAUUAAAGAACAGAAAGGGCCUUCUCAAGAAUGGAGAACCCAAAGAUUAUUCCCUCAACAUCCCUUAAAUAGAAGGAUGAGCUACAGCGACUCAGACCUGCAACAAAUAAGCUUACACUUUACAUCUGGCAGCAGAGACCUAGUUGAAUCAUGGAGUUGCCUAGGACCCCAAGGAGUCCAGACUGUACGUUCCUCUGGUCAGAUCACUGAUCAGAAGACACCAGAUGGUAAGGAUUGCCAGAAACUGACAUCAAACUGCCCUGCCACAGCUACAUGGCAGCAGAGACAGCAGAAGAUGUUCAAACGGAGUCAGACGAUUGCAGAGGGAAGUGUUCUGCAAAGUCCUGGUCCACCACUAAGCAUAAACCAUAACCUAAAGGAAUCCCCUGAGGGUAACAUGAAAGCAAAGUGUCCUCAAUUUCCCAGGGUGAAAUGCUGUCAAAGGAUGGGGUUGCAUGCUGACAGUAGCUCUCCGGCAACCGUGGAGCAGGCCUUGUCAUGUGCAGUGAAAAGAGAAGGUGUCUCCAAUGGGAAAGGAGAGCCGUCAUGCAAUACUGGAUCUUGCAGGAGUAAGCAGCUGGCUGUGGCCCUCAUGCUUGCAGACCAGCAUGGAAAAAACGGAGAGACGUUGGAGAAAAUCCUGUCCUGGCAGCAAGAAUUGAACUUGUCUGAAGAAGCGUGGGGGAAGCUGGAGAAGGAGCUGGACCCAGCUGUCCUGAGUGGACUUCUGUGGGGGUGGCUGGAACACCUCAAGCAGCCUGUGCUAUCGGAGGCGGACCUGACAAACAUGCAGAGCAGCCUGACUACAGGCAGCCCCCUCCAGCAUCUCAACAAGGGACAAGCUGAAACUUUGCUUUGCGUGCUUGACUGUGUGGCCAAACUGAAGGAUUUACCAGCCGACCUUGAGGACAGUCUUCUUGGGAGAAUCGCUUUCGCCUUCACGGGGCUGAGAAGGAAAGAUGACAAUGUGCCAACAGAACAUAAUGAAUUCCUAAAGAGAACACUGAAGAAGCUUUUAAAAGAAAGAACAAAGAUCUAACAUAAAACGCUGGCUGAGAGCAUUGCCUUAGCAAUGGUGCUCCCGCAGGUUAGGUUGGCAAAACCGGCAGGUACUGUUUCUCCUCAUCAUGCUACAGCGGACACCUGUAGGGCUGGCAUUUCAUCCUUUCAUCAGUUCGUGGUCAUUCGCUCAAGAGGCAGCUAGCUUGGUCGUGGGGAAACUUGAUGCAUCAGUAACUCAUUUGCACAUUUGAGUUAAACAGUAAUUAUAAAAUAAUUCAAACAGGGUUAAUCGGCAUAGAUUGUCCCAACAAAUGCAUUUUAAAAUAGCAAAAAUGUGGUAUUAAAUUGUUAAAAGAACUUCUAUGUAUUUGAGUAGUAAUGCCACUUCCUUAAGUCCACGUUUUGUU
Messenger RNA from Acipenser ruthenus (sterlet), 2554 nucleotides. RefSeq names its product protein tyrosine phosphatase domain-containing protein 1-like. Gene Ontology annotation, molecular function: protein tyrosine/serine/threonine phosphatase activity. Bases 1 to 2184 code for a protein of 727 amino acids. The transcript has 9 exons. Lineage: Eukaryota; Metazoa; Chordata; Actinopteri; Acipenseriformes; Acipenseridae. The record is from RefSeq and is a predicted model, not a curated record. Gene Ontology annotation, biological process: cilium assembly; protein dephosphorylation.